This is a messenger RNA of Fulvia fulva, 744 nucleotides long. RefSeq lists its product as uncharacterized. The transcript has a single exon. Bases 1 to 744 code for a protein of 247 amino acids. The record is from RefSeq and is a predicted model, not a curated record. NCBI's taxonomy places the organism in Eukaryota, Fungi, Ascomycota, Dothideomycetes, Mycosphaerellales, Mycosphaerellaceae.
AUGCUCUCCAUCAGCACCCAAGAUCCAGGAGCCGAAAACAUGGCAGACAUACUGACCACACUCAAAACAACCGUCACCAUCGUGGAACCACUCACAAAGACAGCACACCGCCCGCUUGAGACCCUCCUCUCGACCGCCAACGACUCAACGCACUCCUUCGAUGUCUCCUCAGGCCCACUGUGGGAGAGCAUCAUCCGCGUCACAUUACUCCUGAUCACAUGCCGGGUCGCCUGGAGCAAGUUCUUGAUCAUCGCCACAUACAUCAACAACGCAUUCCGAGACUGGCUUGACGUUGCGCCUGGUCCAGCACGAAAGUUCAAAGCCAGAGCAGUCUUUUGGUUCAUGGUCACCGUCUAUCUGGUGACCCUUACCAACGUCGGACUCUUCCUCUUCGAGCAAUUGUCUCAAAUACUCUACCUCAUGGAGACCGGCGGCCACGAGCAUGUGGGCCUAGUCGGGGCAGAGUGGAGCAAAUUCCUGCUGGCAGGAGCGGGGGUUCUGGCCACGCACAAGCUGCAGAGUGAAGAGGUGGGCAUCAUGGUCCAGUAUGGGAAGAGGGAAGCAAGAAGGCCGGAGGCUGUGUUGCGAGAACCGGUGUGGUCACUUGUGGGGAUCUUUGGGCUGACAUGUCUCGUUCUUUCGGAGUUCUGCUCGGGAGUCUUGAGAUAUCAGGGAGCUUUGGCUGUGACGACAGAAGCUCUGCUGGUGCAGGUGUCGAAAGUGGUAUGGGCGGCAAAGGAUUGA